Messenger RNA from Zingiber officinale, 1656 nucleotides. RefSeq names its product auxin transporter-like protein 3. Gene Ontology annotation, cellular component: plasma membrane. The transcript is spliced from 8 exons. NCBI's taxonomy places the organism in Eukaryota, Viridiplantae, Streptophyta, Magnoliopsida, Zingiberales, Zingiberaceae. The record is from RefSeq and is a predicted model, not a curated record. The coding region runs from base 71 to 1465 and encodes 464 amino acids.
UAAUCACUGGAGAUGUCUCACAGCUACCGAUUACUACAAGCCAUAGGAAGAGAAAAAAGAGAGAGAGAGCAUGGCUUCUGAGAAGGUGGAGACCAUCAUCGCCGGGAAUUACGUCGAGAUGGAGACUGAAGGCGGCGAGGCAAAAGCCUCCAAGAGCAAGCUCUCAAGAUACCUCUGGCAUGGGGGUUCUGUCUACGAUGCUUGGUUCAGUUGUGCUUCCAACCAGGUAGCUCAAGUGCUGCUCACACUGCCAUAUUCCUUCUCCCAGCUGGGGAUGCUCUCGGGCGUCCUGUUUCAGCUGUUUUAUGGGCUGAUGGGGAGCUGGACUGCAUACCUUAUCAGUGUGCUCUAUGUGGAGUACAGAACGAGGAAGGAAAGGGAGAAGGUGGACUUCAGGAACCAUGUCAUUCAGUGGUUUGAAGUGCUCGACGGGCUUCUUGGGAAGCACUGGAGGAACGCUGGUCUAUUCUUCAACUGCACGUUCCUUCUUUUUGGUUCAGUGAUUCAGUUAAUAGCAUGUGCAAGCAACAUUUACUACAUUAAUGAUAAUCUCGACAAGAGAACCUGGACCUACGUAUUUGGGGCAUGUUGUGCCACAACAGUUUUCAUCCCUUCCUUCCACAAUUACAGAAUCUGGUCCUUCCUAGGCCUCAUGAUGACCACCUUUACCGCAUGGUAUCUAGCAAUAGCUGCCUUGAUCCAUGGCCAGGUGGAAGGUGUCGUCCAUUCAGGUCCGACCACGAUGGUACUAUACUUCACAGGUGCUACUAACAUUCUCUACACUUUUGGAGGCCAUGCUGUCACAGUAGAGAUCAUGCAUGCCAUGUGGAAGCCACAGAAGUUUAAGCUUGUGUACCUGUUUGCCACACUUUAUGUGCUAACUCUCACCCUUCCAUCAGCAGCUGCCAUGUAUUGGGCCUUCGGGGACAUGCUCCUCAAUCAUUCUAAUGCCUUCUCCUUGCUUCCGAGGACUGGUUUCAGGGACACUGCUGUCAUUCUCAUGCUCAUCCAUCAGUUUAUAACCUUCGGAUUCGCGUGCACGCCUCUUUAUUUCGUGUGGGAGAAGGCGAUCGGCAUGCACGAGACGAAGAGCGUGUUGAAGCGGGCACUGGCGAGACUCCCCGUGGUGAUUCCCAUAUGGUUCCUAGCGAUCGUAUUCCCCUUCUUUGGCCCCAUCAACUCCACCGUCGGCUCCCUUCUCGUUAGCUUCACGGUCUACAUCAUCCCUGCCAUGGCUCACAUGAUCACCUUCGCUCCGGCUUCAGCAAGAGAGAAUGCCGUGGAGAGGCCUCCGUCUUUUCUAGGAGGCUGGGUGGGUCACUACUGCGUCAACGUGUUCGUGGCGGUGUGGGUGCUGGUCGUUGGGUUUGGGUUUGGAGGGUGGGCGAGCAUGAUCAACUUCGUGCACCAGGUGGACACAUUUGGCCUCUUCACCAAGUGCUACCAGUGCCCUCCCAGGCGCUGAUCAUGCCAAUCAAUCGAUUGAUGCUACUUAACUCUCUGCCUGUUAAGUUUGAGGGAAUUAUGGGAAUGAAUUUGUGCCUGUGCGUCUGCAAGUGCCAUUUAAUUUACUUAUGAUUAAUUAGCUUGUAUAUGUAUCCUUAAGGAGGCACAAAUUGAUUAAAAAUUUAAAAAAAAAAAUCCAUUACUUUUGUU